CCCGGACCCGGAGCGCCGCUGCCCCGCUGACUCCGCCGCUCGGCCGCCGCCCAGCGCCGCUUCACCGUGUGGAGGCCUGCUGGAGUGGAUGUUGCUGCCAUGGGCAGUAAGACGUUACCUGCGCCGGUCCCUUUACAUCCGUCCUUUCAGCUGGCCAACUGCUCGCUCAUUCAGAGCUCUACAGGUCUCCAUCUGCCUGCUGAUUAUUUCCCCAACAUCUACAGCUUCAGUGCCCUGCAUGCCAUCCACCUGCACCAGUGGACCCUCGCCUACCCCCACCUGACCUUGGCCCGCGGCGCAAUCUCUAAGCUGCCACCCCAGUUCUCGGGCAUGGCGUCCAUACCCCUCUUCCCCCAGCUCCUGCAGCCCAAGCAGGACUCAGCAGGACUUCUGCAGACCUCCAAGAACAAGCCUCGCUUUGACUUUGCCAACCUGGCAGUGGCGGCCACUCAGGAGGACCAUCUGAAGGUGGAGGACCUGAGCGUGGGCGGUGCUGCCGCUGCAGUGCAGGUUUCAUCUCAACAUCUGAGCACGGCCGGCUUGGGUUGUCUGCUGGACGUCACCAAACUGCCCUCAGCAGAGCGCAAGUCCACCCGGGGCCGACUGCCCUCCAAGACCAAGAAGGAAUUUAUCUGCAAGUUCUGUGGCCGACAUUUUACCAAAUCCUACAACCUUCUGAUUCAUGAGCGAACACACACAGACGAGAGGCCGUACACCUGUGAUAUCUGCCACAAGGCCUUCAGAAGACAGGACCACCUCAGGGACCACAGGUACAUCCAUUCUAAAGAAAAACCCUUCAAGUGCCAGGAGUGUGGGAAAGGCUUCUGUCAGUCCAGGACUCUGGCCGUCCACAAAACGCUUCACCUGCAGGUCAACCAACUCAAACCAUCCAAGAUCAAGUGAUCCGGCUGCUCUGUCAGCUGGGACAGAGACCCUGGAACACCAGGGUUCUCCCAGCCCGGGACAGGAGCACUGCAGUCCAGGCCGGAAGAAAUCUUUCAUGGUUUUUUUAUUUUUUUAUAAGAAAUAAGCAAGAAGAAAGGGAUUGUGGAGAUUUAUGAAAUAAGAAUGGGACCUUUCAAAAUCUUUUGUAUGGAAAUGUUCAUUAUUCCAAAGCGGUGGGAUCCUCGGUUGGAGUACUGACUCUGUGGAGUUUGCAUGUUCUCCCUGUGUGGACGUUUCUCCCACAGUCAGCAAACAGGCAUUUGAGGUGAAAAGUUUGCUGACCCUGAAGUGCCUGUAUAUUCAGUAACACAUUCCCAAUAUGAUAUUUGUACAAAUGCUGUAACCAAAUUACAUUUUUUGCACUUUAUCCUGAUUAUGAAUUAUUUGCAUUUAUCACUGGAUCACUCAAACCUAUUUUCAAAAUGAAUAAUAGUUUCUAAAUAAAUCAUUUUACUCU
Messenger RNA from Salarias fasciatus (jewelled blenny), 1402 nucleotides. RefSeq names its product odd-skipped related transcription factor 1 (gene osr1). Gene Ontology annotation, biological process: urogenital system development; regulation of transcription by RNA polymerase II; embryo development. Gene Ontology annotation, cellular component: nucleus. Lineage: Eukaryota; Metazoa; Chordata; Actinopteri; Blenniiformes; Blenniidae. Gene Ontology annotation, molecular function: RNA polymerase II transcription regulatory region sequence-specific DNA binding; DNA-binding transcription factor activity, RNA polymerase II-specific. The record is from RefSeq and is a predicted model, not a curated record. The transcript is spliced from 3 exons. The coding region runs from base 100 to 903 and encodes 267 amino acids.